Drosophila gunungcola (fruit fly) is the source of this 3056-nucleotide messenger RNA. RefSeq lists its product as uncharacterized. The record is from RefSeq and is a predicted model, not a curated record. The coding region runs from base 2216 to 2395 and encodes 59 amino acids. NCBI's taxonomy places the organism in Eukaryota, Metazoa, Arthropoda, Insecta, Diptera, Drosophilidae. The transcript has a single exon.
CUCGCCAUCAUUAUUUUGUGUACCAUCGGUUAAAACACACGUUCAUGUUCAGCGAUUUUAUGCGGGAGUGCAAAACUAAUCUGGAAGAGCUCCAACAAUUACAGCGACAACAACAACAGCAGCAUCAUCAGCAAUAAGCAAAGCAGCAGAAAAUUUUAACACGUUGACGGGUUUUUAGUGUUUAUCGCGAGCGGAAAAGCUUAAUUAGCGAGUCUUUUUUCUUGGUCUUGCGUCUUUAAGUGUGCGUGCCAAAAAUUUAAUACGUCAUCGACGCGCGCAUCGUAAAAACUGACCAAAAAAUCAACACAAACGCUGAUACAUACAAGCCAAACGAUUGAAUUCAAUUGCAGGAGCAACAAAAACAAAUUGAGGGAAAAUUCCACAACGCACAGCAACAGCAACUUGAAUUAAUUAACUUAUUGUUAUUAUAGCAUUCUUCUUGACUUUGCUUUGCCAUUCGCAGCGAAACGCCGAAUACACACAAAAAGAACGUGGAAAAACAGCUGAGAACGAGAGUAACGGAAUAUCAAGCAAAGCAACAAGUGCAGCGACAGCAACAAUAACAAUACCAAUAACAACACAAAGCCCUUUCCAAUUGAGAGAAAGAGAGUGUACGUGUAUGUGUGAGCACUUCAACAAGACAAGCACUUUGUUGUUGCCACAAUCAAUUUGAGUGAUAGCAGCGACGUCAACAGAGAGCCAGCAGCGCAGCAGCAGCAUCCGCAUCAAUUUGCCAGCAUCUUCGGCUUAAUUCCGAAAAGUGAUCCCGUUCCCGUGCCGCCCCCGUCGUGAUCGCAACUCGGGCACUCGGCCCGCGAUCUUUUUUCAGCGCUCGUAUUGGUGACAACCCAGCAGCGACGUCGUCUUGAUUGGAACGGUUUUUAUUCCUUCCAUCGCAUCGCAUAGCACUUUUUUGAUUCCGAAUUCUGGUGUAUCUGUAGUUUCCCGCUAACGGCGAAAAUUCACACAACUCAUUGAUAUUUUAACCUCGUGUCCGCGUUGGCUGCCGCUCGACCAAGGUUCUGCCGCACAAAAUGCUCGUCUCUUUGGGCUUUUCGAAGCCUAGCUUCGUCGGACUAAAAGUGCUCCUUUAGCACGCUCGCCAGAGUCCGGCCAUCAGAAAGUAAAUCCAAAACUAUAUAUUUAACCCAUUGAAUUGGCAGCCAAAGUUAUCACCAACCACCGAAUCCGAAACCGUAACGUACCGUUAUCGUUAUCGCAAAACAGAAUCCACAGAUAAAAAACGUUCCGUUUUGUCGUAAAUACAGUGCUAAAUCGUGUGAGGCAAAGAAAAAAAAAAAAACUCGAAAAAAAAAACCCUAAUUCGCCUAAUGAAAGACGAGAGCAUUUUGUGAAUAAUUAGCCCCAACAAAAAACCUGUUCGCUGCCGCAAAAAUUAGGCCCCUAAUAAAAAAAGUGACGAUCCAAGAAACUGGCAUCUCGCCCAGCUUGAUAUAUAACACCCCAACACAAACGUAAAGACCGCGAUAACACCCAUACAAAAAAAAAAAAAAACAAAAAAAAAGAGCGAAAAUCAAGCGAAUCAACUUCACAGUAACGUCGCAAAGUCAGUGCAAGCCAGAGCUAAAUCGUCGAGCAAACCGAGUAGUUGUGUCUAAAACCGUUGGUCUAAUCCAUUGUUGAAUCGCAAAAAAGUUAAAAAAAAAAAAAACACCACCACAAUCGUCAUCAGUGAUAUCAGUAUCAGUAUCCAGCCUUAAUAACUGCGGAAUAAUGUCAGCCUUCUGACAGUGUCUUAAAAACAAGGAAAACCCACAGCUAUAUAGCACCAUUGAUAAUCCUAUUUUUGGAAUCGAACCCCUACAAGUGUCCACAGCUUUAACUACUAAUUGGAAUGUUGUCGCAUAUCUGACAGUGACUAAAUAAACACCCAAAAACCAACCCCCAAAUAAAUCCAAACAGAAAACUCGAAAGCAGAGAACUUCAAAAGCAUUGUGAGGAAAUCGCCUAGGAAAACAGUCGCGAAGCCUGUGCUAUCAGUUACAUAUAUAUAUACAAUAUUCGAUUCGAGCGUAAACAACUGCUAUAUAAUGUCCGUCGCCAUCUGACAGUGGUCCAAACAACCAGCAAACAGAGCUAGAGACAGCGUCGUAGAAUCGCCGCCGUUACACAAGUCUUACUAGUGCCAGUGAGACCUGUACCAAAUAACCAACCAAUUUGAACUUGCAACUCGGGAUCACCGAUUCAGAAAUAAAUGGAGAAAUCUGAAAUACGACUGCAGCACAUGUCUAAUGAAUAUCAGUCGAAAUCGAGCUAUAUGUAUCUCCGGACCAAAAUGCUGUUAAAAAUCGAAAAUACCCUACUUCGAAGCCAUCGUCAGCGUGAGACCACCGGUAUCAAGAAACUAUACAAUUCGUUUUUCGUAUUGUUUUAAUUUGCCCCCGGGCCAACCCCCGCCGAAUCCCCCCGGAAAAGGCCCUAAGAACACAUUACGCACAACGCAACAAUUCCAAUUCCACUCAAUUGUGAGCCAAGUUAGAAAAGUUACAAAAAAGCAAGUUAUAAAUGUUUUACCUAUAUUAAAUAUAUAUGAAUAAACUAGAGAUAUUAUUUGGUUGUUAGUAGAACUCACGUCAAGUGCAUAUUGUUAGACAUCGUAUAUCCAAGUGCUGUGCGACGAACGAUUUGAUUAAGUGUGUCAUAUGAGCAUUUUGAACAAGCCAAAAUGUUAACCUAAGCAAAUAAGCCGUAAGUGUCAGUCGAUCAAUAACAGUUUCUACUUCGAAUAUUACUAUUACCAUCAAUCCAACACUUUUGUUGCAUUUCGCGUUGCACCAAAAAACUUGAGCAAAAUUGCUGGCGAAAGGACUCCGGUCGGAAGCGGCAUUUCGUUUUUCGGGGGAAUCCAAUAAUUCAGGCGGCUAUAAAAUAAAUAAACAAAAAAAAAAUCAAGGACUAAAAGAGAACAGAACGCGAUUCCAACGCCGUUAACUCACUUACCGAAUGGCGCUUUCGUUUCUUUCUCAAAACUCCGGUCUGUUGGAUUUACAAAGCAUAUUUGAUCCACAAUAUUCUCAUCAUCAACAACAACAACA